Molecule: messenger RNA, 1942 nt
Organism: Conger conger (European conger)
Lineage: Eukaryota; Metazoa; Chordata; Actinopteri; Anguilliformes; Congridae
Product: stearoyl-CoA desaturase 5-like
Exons: 5
Coding region: 227-1255 (342 amino acids)
Biological process (GO): lipid metabolic process
Molecular function (GO): oxidoreductase activity, acting on paired donors, with oxidation of a pair of donors resulting in the reduction of molecular oxygen to two molecules of water
Source: RefSeq, a predicted model, not a curated record
UCGUAUGAUUGGCUGCGGCACUGCAGGUCUCUUUGUGCGACUGGAAGGAGUUCAGUUCUCAUACAAAUCACAAUGGAUGAGAAGCCAGCAAGCUAUGCCUGUCCUCUCCAUCAAUAAGAUCUGCCCUGGGUUUACAAUAGGUGACUUUAUAUUAUUUUGACAUUUAAUUUGUUUCGUCAGUUCGUACUGAUACAGCUGUCAGUAACGCAGACUAUUUACGGGGUGGAUGUAUCCCCCAGGAUCGCAAAACAAGUGCUUUAAUGCAGAGAUGGUGAGUGUGUCGGAUGGAAGCGUACAGAAUGAGGAGAGGGUAGCGGGUGAGCCGGCGAGAGCAGAGAUGCACCAGGCGUCGGAUGGGCAGAAAGGGGAUGCGAAGGGCAAACUCACUGAAAACAUCGUCUGGAGAAAUGUCAUCCUGAUGACCCUGCUGCACGUCGGGGCAUUUUAUUCCCUCUUCCUCAUCCCCAAGGCGCACCCCCUUACCUGGAUAUGGUCAUACGUGUGCUUCCUGAUCACUGCUCUGGGGGUGACAGCAGGAGCCCACCGCCUCUGGAGCCACAGGUCCUACAAAGCCAAGUUACCUCUGCGGAUCUUCCUCGCUGCUGCUAACUCCAUGGCCUUCCAGAAUGACAUUUUCGAGUGGUCACGGGACCACCGGGUCCACCACAAGUACUCUGAGACAGACGGCGAUCCCCACAAUGCAAAGCGUGGCUUCUUUUUUGCCCAUGUGGGCUGGCUCUUUGUCCGCAAACACCACGAUGUCAUUGAGAAGGGCAAGAAGCUGGACUUCAGUGACCUCCUCGCCGACCCUGUUGUGGCAUUUCAGAGGAAAUACUACAAGUCCUCGGUGCUGGUGAUGUGCUUCCUGGUGCCCAUGCUGGUGCCCUGGUACUUUUGGGGGGAGACCCUGUGGAACUCCUACUUCCUGCCGUCUAUCCUGCGCUACACAAUCUCCCUCAACGUCACCUGGCUGGUCAACAGUGCCGCCCACAUGUAUGGCAACCGCCCGUACGACAAGAACAUCAGCCCGCGGGAGAACCGCUUUGUCACCUUCGGAGCUAUUGGUGAAGGCUUCCACAACUUCCACCAUACGUUCCCCUUUGACUACUCCACCAGUGAGUUUGGCCUGCGCUUCAACCCCACCACCUGCUUCAUCGACCUGAUGUGCUGGCUGGGCCUGGCCAGUAACUGCAAGAAGGCCUCGCCCGAGAUUAUCCAGGCCCGCAAACUGAGGACAGGGGAGCGGAGUGCAUGAAGACAGCCCACCUCGGUAUUCAUCUCACCAUGAGAGAGAGAGGAAACCACACUGCGAUAAAGAAAAACAAAACAGAUGUCAUGAUAUUUUUUAGGAUAAGAUAGGUUCUUUUCUUCUGGACUCCCCACUUCCUUCUGGUCCUCUUUGUUUUUGUGUUUUUUUGGGGGUUUGUUUUGUUUUGCAACAGCAUGUGUUUAAAGUUUCAUCUGCCAUCGUUUGAUUUCUAGGAUUUGUCAGUGUGCUUAAGAAUUAAUUAAUUGGAAUGUUUUGGACAUAAUAACUGUGAAAUCUGUGUGCUCCAGAAAAGCCAACUGAGUUGCCUUUGUAAUUGAAUCUAAUUUAAUUUAUGUUUUAAAGCUCCAUUUUGUUUCAUGAAAGGAGAAGAGGUAUUUGACAGAUCAGUCCUUACUGGUGCAGUGAGGCCAUGGAACCUACCAAUGUCUCAUGUAGUGAAGUGGUCAAGACUACUGCACCUCAACAUGCUCAGUGGAAUCAGUGUAUGGAUAAUCCUUAUUCUAUAGAUGUUUUCCCUGUCAUUACUUUUUGCUUCCUGUUUCACUUCCUGUUUCCUGUCUCUCCUGGAGUGCAGUUCUGGAGCUUUAUUUAUAAAAAUGGUGUUAGAUUUAAACUUAAACUCUAUUUAUAAGACAUCGUAUCAUGUCUUAAAUAAAACACACCUGCAGUUGA